This is a messenger RNA of Mirounga angustirostris (Northern elephant seal), 15421 nucleotides long. RefSeq names its product ryanodine receptor 1 (gene RYR1). Gene Ontology annotation, cellular component: sarcolemma; Z disc; smooth endoplasmic reticulum. Bases 90 to 15281 code for a protein of 5063 amino acids. Gene Ontology annotation, biological process: release of sequestered calcium ion into cytosol by sarcoplasmic reticulum; intracellular calcium ion homeostasis; striated muscle contraction. The record is from RefSeq and is a predicted model, not a curated record. Lineage: Eukaryota; Metazoa; Chordata; Mammalia; Carnivora; Phocidae. Gene Ontology annotation, molecular function: protein binding; ryanodine-sensitive calcium-release channel activity. The transcript has 107 exons.
UCCCAGCCCACCCCCAGCCCACCCGCCCAGCCUGCAGCCCCCUCCUCCUAUUCCCCGACCUCAGCCUGCGCCCCUCGGGCCUCGACAUCAUGGGUGACGGAGGAGAGGGUGAGGAUGAGGUCCAGUUUCUGCGCACGGAUGACGAAGUGGUCCUUCAGUGCAGCGCCACCGUGCUCAAGGAGCAGCUCAAGCUCUGCCUGGCCGCCGAGGGCUUCGGCAACCGCCUCUGCUUCCUGGAGCCCACCAGCAAUGCCCAGAAUGUGCCCCCCGAUCUGGCCAUCUGUUGCUUCGUCCUGGAGCAGUCCCUGUCGGUCCGAGCCCUGCAGGAAAUGCUGGCCAAUACCGUGGAGGCUGGCGUGGAGUCGUCCCAGGGCGGGGGCCACAGGACACUCCUGUACGGCCAUGCCAUCCUGCUCCGGCACACACACAGUGGCAUGUACUUGAGCUGCCUUACCACCUCCCGCUCCAUGACUGACAAGCUGGCCUUCGACGUGGGACUGCAGGAAGAUGCCACAGGAGAGGCCUGUUGGUGGACGAUGCACCCGGCCUCCAAGCAGAGGUCGGAGGGAGAGAAGGUCCGCGUUGGGGAUGACCUCAUCCUCGUUAGUGUCUCCUCAGAGCGCUACCUGCACCUGUCCACGGCCAGUGGGGAGCUCCAGGUUGAUGCCUCCUUCAUGCAGACACUGUGGAACAUGAACCCCAUCUGCUCUGGCUGUGAAGAGGGCUAUGUGACCGGGGGCCAUGUCCUCCGCCUCUUUCAUGGACACAUGGAUGAAUGUCUGACCAUUUCCCCCGCUGACAGUGAGGACCAGCGCAGACUUGUCCACUACGAGGGGGGAGCUGUGUGCACCCACGCCCGCUCCCUCUGGAGACUGGAGCCACUGAGAAUCAGCUGGAGUGGAAGCCACCUGCGCUGGGGCCAGCCACUCCGUAUCCGGCAUGUCACCACGGGGCGGUACCUGGCGCUCACCGAGGACCAGGGCCUGGUGGUGGUUGAUGCCAGCAAGGCCCACACCAAGGCCACCUCCUUCUGCUUCCGCAUCUCCAAGGAGAAGCUGGAUACGGCCCCCAAGAGGGAUGUGGACGGCAUGGGUCCCCCUGAGAUCAAGUAUGGGGAGUCACUGUGCUUCGUGCAGCAUGUGGCCUCGGGCCUGUGGCUCACCUACGCCGCCCCAGACCCCAAGGCCCUGCGGCUUGGUGUGCUUAAGAAGAAGGCCAUGCUGCACCAGGAAGGCCACAUGGACGACACGUUGUCACUGACCCGCUGCCAGCAGGAGGAGUCCCAGGCUGCCCGCAUGAUUUACAGCACUGCUGGCCUGUACAACCAGUUCAUCAAGGGCCUGGACAGCUUCAGCGGGAAGCCGCGGGGCUCGGGGCCGCCAGCUGGCACAGCGCUGCCCAUCGAGGGUGUCAUCCUGAGCCUGCAGGACCUCAUCGGCUACUUCGAGCCGCCCUCCGAGGAGCUGCAGCACGAGGAGAAGCAGAGCAAGCUGCGCAGCCUGCGCAACCGCCAGAGCCUCUUCCAGGAGGAGGGGAUGCUCUCCUUGGUCCUGAACUGCAUUGACCGCCUAAAUGUCUACACCACUGCUGCCCACUUUGCCGAAUUUGCAGGGGAGGAGGCAGCCGAGUCUUGGAAAGAGAUUGUGAACCUGCUCUAUGAACUCCUGGCCUCCCUGAUCCGUGGCAAUCGUACCAACUGUGCCCUUUUCUCUACCAACUUGGACUGGCUGGUCAGCAAGCUGGAUCGGCUGGAGGCCUCCUCUGGGAUCCUGGAGGUGCUGUACUGUGUCCUGAUUGAGAGUCCUGAGGUGCUGAACAUCAUCCAAGAGAACCACAUCAAGUCCAUCAUCUCUCUCCUGGACAAGCAUGGGAGGAACCACAAGGUGCUAGAUGUGCUGUGUUCCCUGUGUGUGUGCAAUGGCGUGGCCGUGCGCUCCAACCAAGAUCUCAUUACUGAGAACUUGCUCCCUGGCCGUGAGCUUCUGUUGCAGACAAACCUCAUCAACUAUGUCACCAGCAUCCGCCCCAACAUCUUCGUGGGCCGAGCAGAGGGCACCACGCAGUAUGGCAAAUGGUACUUUGAGGUGAUGGUGGACGAGGUGGCUCCAUUCCUGACAGCUCAGGCCACCCACCUGCGGGUGGGCUGGGCCCUCACUGAGGGCUACAGCCCCUACCCAGGGGGUGGCGAGGGCUGGGGCGGCAAUGGGGUCGGCGAUGACCUCUAUUCCUACGGCUUUGACGGGCUGCAUCUCUGGACAGGACAUGUGGCACGCCUGGUGAAUUCCCCAGGGCAGCACCUCCUGGCCCCAGAGGACGUGGUCAGCUGCUGCCUGGACCUCAGUGUGCCAUCCAUCUCCUUCCGAAUCAAUGGCUGUCCUGUGCAGGGCGUCUUUGAGGCCUUCAACCUGGAUGGGCUCUUCUUCCCUGUCGUCAGCUUCUCGGCUGGUGUCAAGGUGCGGUUCCUCCUUGGUGGCCGCCAUGGCGAAUUCAAGUUCCUCCCUCCACCUGGUUAUGCCCCAUGCCACGAGGCUGUGCUCCCUCGAGAGCGACUUCAUCUGGAGCCCAUCAAAGAGUAUCGGCGGGAGGGGCCUCGGGGGCCCCACCUGGUGGGCCCCAGCCGCUGCCUCUCACACACCGACUUUGUGCCCUGCCCUGUGGACACUGUCCAGAUUGUCCUGCCUCCCCAUCUGGAGGGCAUUCGGGGGAAGCUGGCAGAGAACAUCCAUGAACUCUGGGCGCUGACUCGCAUUGAGCAGGGCUGGACCUAUGGCCCGGUUCGGGAUGACAAUAAGAGGCUGCACCCGUGUCUUGUGGACUUCCACAGCCUACCAGAGCCGGAGAGGAAUUACAACCUGCAGAUGUCGGGGGAGACGCUCAAGACUUUGCUGGCACUGGGCUGCCAUGUGGGCAUGGCGGAUGAGAAGGCAGAGGACAACCUAAAGAAGACCAAACUCCCCAAGACGUACAUGAUGAGCAACGGGUACAAGCCGGCGCCACUGGACCUGAGCCACGUGCGGCUAACACCCGCACAGAUGACGCUGGUGGACCGGCUGGCAGAGAAUGGGCACAAUGUGUGGGCACGAGACCGCGUGGCCCAGGGCUGGAGCUACAGUGCUGUGCAGGACAUCCCAGCACGCCGCAACCCUCGCCUGGUGCCCUACCGCCUGCUGGAUGAGGCCACCAAGCGCAGCAACCGGGAUAGCCUCUGCCAGGCCGUGCGCACGCUGCUGGGCUACGGCUACAACAUCGAGCCGCCUGACCAGGAGCCCAGUCAGGUGGAGAGCCAGUCUCGUUGGGAUCGGGUGCGCAUCUUCCGGGCAGAGAAAUCCUAUGCGGUGCAGAGCGGACGCUGGUACUUUGAGUUCGAAGCAGUCACCACUGGUGAGAUGCGAGUGGGCUGGGCGAGGCCUGACCUGCGGCCUGACGUGGAGCUGGGAGCUGAUGAGCUGGCCUAUGUCUUCAAUGGGCACCGCGGCCAGCGCUGGCAUUUGGGCAGUGAGCCAUUUGGGCGCCCGUGGCAGCCAGGUGAUGUUGUGGGCUGCAUGAUUGACCUCACAGAGAACACCAUUAUCUUCACCCUCAAUGGCGAGGUCCUCAUGUCCGAUUCAGGCUCUGAGACGGCAUUCCGGGAAAUCGAGAUUGGGGAUGGCUUCCUACCUGUCUGCAGCUUGGGACCCGGCCAGGUGGGUCACCUGAACCUGGGUCAGGACGUGAGCUCCCUGCGGUUCUUUGCCAUCUGUGGCCUCCAGGAAGGCUUUGAGCCAUUCGCCAUCAACAUGCAGCGCCCAGUCACCACCUGGUUCAGCAAAAGCCUUCCCCAAUUUGAGGCCGUGCCCCUUGAGCACCCCCACUAUGAGGUGGCCCGCGUGGACGGCACCGUGGACACGCCGCCCUGCUUGCGCCUGAGCCACCGCACCUGGGGCUCCCAGAACAGUCUGGUGGAGAUGCUCUUCCUCCGGCUCAGCCUUCCAGUCCAGUUCCACCAGCACUUCCGGUGCACCGCAGGGGCCACCCCCCUGACAUCCCCUGGCCUGCAGCCCCCCGCUGAGGAUGAGGCCCGGGCGGCAGAACCUGAUCCCGACUACGAAAACCUGCGGCGCUCAGCGGGGCGCUGGGGUGAGGCUGAGGGGGGCAAAGAAGGAAAUGCCAAGGAGGGGGCGCCCGGGGGCAAUGCCCAGGCUGGGGUGGAGGCCCAGCCCGUCAGGGUGGAGAAUGAGAAGGAUGCUACCACAGAGAAGAACAAGAAGAGAGGGUUCUUAUUCAAGGCCAAGAAGGCCGCCAUGAUGACCCAACCAUCAGCCACUCCCACUCUGCCCCGACUCCCUCGAGAGGUCGUGCCCGCUGACAACCGUGAUGACCCUGAGAUCAUCCUCAAUACCACCACGUACUAUUACUCUGUGAGGGUCUUCGCUGGCCAGGAACCCAGCUGCGUGUGGGUGGGCUGGGUCACCCCCGACUACCAUCAGCACGACAUGAACUUCGAACUUAGCAAGGUCAGGGCAGUGACAGUGACCAUGGGGGACGAACAAGGCAACGUCCACAGCAGCCUCAAGUGCAGCAACUGCUACAUGGUGUGGGGCGGGGACUUCGUGAGCUCCGGGCAGCAGGGCCGGAUCAGCCACACAGACCUCAUCAUUGGCUGCCUGGUGGACUUGGCCACUGGCCUGAUGACGUUUACCGCCAAUGGGAAAGAGAGCAACACCUUUUUCCAGGUGGAGCCCAACACGAAGCUGUUUCCUGCCGUCUUUGUCCUGCCCACCCACCAGAACGUCAUCCAGUUUGAGUUGGGGAAGCAGAAGAACAUCAUGCCGCUGUCAGCCGCCAUGUUUCUGAGUGAGCGCAAGAACCCGGCCCCGCAAUGCCCGCCUCGGCUAGAGGUGCAGAUGCUGAUGCCUGUCUCGUGGAGCCGUAUGCCCAACCACUUCCUGCAGGUGGAGACACGGCGUGCAGGAGAGCGGCUCGGCUGGGCUGUGCAGUGCCGGGAGCCGCUGACCAUGAUGGCUCUGCACAUCCCUGAGGAGAACCGCUGCAUGGACAUCCUGGAGCUGUCGGAGCGCCUGGACCUGCAGCGGUUCCACUCUCACACCCUCGGCCUCUACGGCGCCGUGUGCGCGCUGGGCAACAACCGCGUGGCUCAUGCUCUGUGCAGCCACGUGGACCAGGCGCAGCUGCUGCACGCGCUGGAGGACGCGCACCUGCCGGGCCCGCUGCGGGCCGGCUACUACGACCUGCUCAUCAGCAUCCACCUCGAAAGCGCCUGCCGCAGCCGCCGCUCCAUGCUCUCCGAGUACAUCGUGCCCCUCACGGAGGAGACGCGCGCCAUCACUCUCUUCCCCGCUGGCAAAAGUGCGGAAAACGGCCCCCGCCGCUACGGCCUGCCCGGCGUUGGCGUCACCACCUCGCUGAGGCCUCCGCACCAUUUCUCCCCGCCCUGUUUCGUGGCGGCCCUGCCGGCUGCCGGCGUGGCCGAAGCUCGGGCCCGCCUCAGCCCCAGCAUCCCUCUGGAGGCGCUGCGGGAUAAAGCGCUGAGAAUGCUGGGGGAGGCUGUGCGAGGCGGUGGGCAGCACGCACGUGACCCUGUCGGGGGCUCUGUGGAGUUCCAGUUUGUGCCCGUGCUCAAGCUCGUGUCCACCCUGCUGGUGAUGGGCAUCUUUGCCGAUGAGGAUGUGAAACAGAUCUUGAAGAUGAUUGAACCUGAAGUAUUCACUGAGGAAGAAGAGGAAGAGGAAGAGGAGGAAGAAGAAGAGGAAGAUGAAGAGGAGAAGGAGGAGGAUGAGGAGGAAGAGGCACGGGAGAAAGAAGAUGAGGAAAAAGAGGAAGAGGAGACAGCAGAAGGGGAAAAAGAAGAAGACUUGGAGGAAGGGCUGCUCCAGAUGAAGUUGCCAGAAUCUGUGAAGUUACAGAUGUGCCACCUGCUGGAGUAUUUCUGUGACCAAGAGCUGCAGCACCGUGUGGAAUCCCUAGCAGCCUUUGCGGAGCGCUAUGUGGACAAGCUCCAGGCCAACCAGCGGGAUCGCUAUGGCCUCCUCAUGAAAGCCUUCACCAUGUCUGCAGCUGAGACUGCCCGACGUACUCGCGAGUUCCGCUCCCCACCCCAGGAGCAGAUAAACAUGCUAUUGCACUUCAAAGAUGGUGAGGAUGAGGAAGAUUGUCCUCUCUCUGAAGACGUCCGACAGGAUUUGCUUGAAUUUCAUCAAGACUUGCUGGUACACUGUGGAAUUCAGCUGGUGGGGGAGGAGGAGGAACCAGAGGAAGAGGCCACCCUGGGCAGCCGCCUGAUGAGCCUGUUGGAGAAAGUACGGCUGGUGAAGAAGAAGGAGGAGAAAUCCGAGGAGGAACCACCUGCUGAGGAGAGCAAACCCGAGUCAUUGCAGGAGUUGGUGUCCCACACAGUGGUGCGUUGGGCUCAAGAGGACUUUGUGCAGAGCCCCGAGCUCGUACGGGCCAUGUUCAGCCUCCUGCACCGGCAGUACGAUGGGCUUGGGGAGCUGCUGCGUGCCCUGCCCCGGGCAUACACCAUCUCACCGUUAUCCAUGGAGGACACCAUGAGCCUGCUGGAGUGCCUCGGCCAGAUCCGGUCCCUGCUUAUCGUGCAGAUGGGUCCCCAGGAGGAAAACCUCAUGAUCCAGAGCAUUGGGAACAUCAUGAACAACAAGGUCUUCUACCAACACCCGAACCUGAUGCGUGCCCUGGGCAUGCACGAGACGGUCAUGGAGGUCAUGGUUAAUGUCCUCGGGGGUGGUGGCGAAUCCAAGGAGAUCCGCUUCCCCAAGAUGGUGACAAGCUGCUGCCGCUUUCUCUGCUACUUCUGUCGCAUCAGCCGACAGAACCAACGCUCCAUGUUCGACCACCUGAGCUACCUGCUGGAGAACAGUGGCAUUGGCCUGGGUAUGCAGGGCUCCACGCCUCUGGAUGUGGCAGCUGCCUCCGUCAUCGACAACAACGAGCUGGCCUUGGCAUUGCAAGAGCAGGACCUGGAGAAGGUGGUGUCCUAUCUGGCGGGUUGUGGCCUUCAGAGCUGCCCCAUGCUCCUGGCCAAAGGGUACCCAGACAUCGGCUGGAACCCGUGUGGUGGUGAGCGCUACCUCGACUUUUUGCGCUUCGCUGUCUUCGUCAACGGUGAGAGCGUGGAGGAGAACGCCAACGUGGUGGUGCGGCUGCUCAUCCGCAAGCCCGAGUGCUUCGGGCCCGCCCUGCGGGGUGAGGGCGGCUCGGGGCUGCUGGCCGCCAUCGAAGAGGCCAUUCGCAUCUCGGAGGACCCAGCGCGCGACGGCCCAGGCGUCCGCAGGGACCGGCGGCGAGAGCAUUUCGGUGAGGAGCCCCCGGAGGAGAACCGGGUGCACCUGGGACACGCCGUCAUGUCCUUCUACGCUGCCUUGAUUGACCUGCUAGGACGCUGUGCGCCGGAGAUGCACCUAAUCCAAGCCGGCAAGGGAGAGGCCCUGCGGAUCCGCGCCAUCCUGCGCUCCCUCGUGCCCCUGGAUGAUCUUGUGGGCAUCAUCAGCCUCCCACUGCAGAUCCCCACCCUGGGCAAAGAUGGGGCUCUGGUACAGCCGAAGAUGUCGGCAUCCUUCGUGCCGGACCACAAGGCAUCCAUGGUGCUCUUCCUGGACCGAGUGUACGGCAUUGAGAACCAAGACUUCUUGCUGCAUGUACUGGACGUGGGGUUCCUGCCUGACAUGCGGGCAGCCGCUUCACUGGACACGGCCACUUUCAGCACCACGGAGAUGGCGCUGGCGCUGAACCGCUACCUGUGCCUGGCGGUGCUGCCACUCAUCACCAAGUGCGCGCCGCUCUUCGCGGGGACCGAGCACCGCGCCAUCAUGGUGGACUCCAUGCUGCACACGGUGUACCGCCUGUCCCGCGGCCGCUCGCUCACCAAGGCGCAGCGCGACGUCAUCGAGGACUGUCUCAUGUCGCUCUGCAGGUACAUCCGCCCGUCGAUGUUGCAGCACCUGCUGCGGCGCCUGGUGUUCGACGUGCCCAUCCUGAACGCGUUCGCCAAGAUGCCGCUCAAGCUCCUCACCAACCACUAUGAGCGCUGCUGGAAGUACUACUGUCUCCCCACGGGCUGGGCUAGCUUCGGGGUCACCUCCGAGGAAGAGCUGCACCUCACUCGUAAACUCUUCUGGGGCAUCUUUGACUCGCUGGCCCAUAAGAAGUAUGAUGCAGAGCUCUACCGCAUGGCUAUGCCUUGUCUGUGCGCCAUCGCAGGGGCCCUGCCCCCCGAUUACGUGGAUGCCUCAUACUCAUCCAAGGCGGAGAAAAAGGCCACGGUGGACGCUGAAGGCAACUUCGAUCCUCGGCCUGUGGAGACCCUCAAUGUGAUCAUCCCAGAGAAGCUGGACUCCUUCAUUAACAAGUUUGCGGAGUACACGCAUGAGAAGUGGGCCUUUGACAAGAUCCAGAACAACUGGUCCUAUGGGGAGAACAUAGAUGAGGAAUUGAAGACCCAUCCCAUGCUGAGGCCCUAUAAGACGUUUUCAGAGAAGGACAAAGAGAUUUACCGCUGGCCCAUCAAGGAGUCCUUGAAGGCCAUGAUUGCCUGGGAAUGGACGAUAGAGAAGGCCAGGGAGGGUGAGGAGGAAAAGACCGAGAAGAAGAAAACGCGGAAGAUAUCCCAAAGCGCCCAGACUUAUGAUCCGCGCGAAGGCUACAACCCCCAGCCCCCCGACCUCAGCGGAGUUACCCUGUCCCGGGAACUGCAGGCCAUGGCAGAACAGCUGGCCGAAAAUUACCACAACACGUGGGGGCGGAAGAAGAAACAGGAGCUGGAGGCCAAGGGUGGCGGGACCCACCCUCUGCUGGUCCCCUACGACACACUCACAGCCAAGGAGAAGGCACGAGAUCGAGAGAAGGCCCAGGAGCUGCUAAAGUUCCUGCAGAUGAACGGCUACGCUGUCACCAGAGGCCUUAAGGACAUGGAGCUGGACACGUCUUCCAUUGAGAAACGGUUCGCCUUCGGCUUCCUGCAGCAGCUGCUGCGCUGGAUGGACAUUUCCCAGGAGUUUAUCGCCCACCUGGAGGCUGUGGUCAGCAGUGGACGAGUAGAAAAGUCCCCACACGAACAGGAGAUUAAGUUCUUUGCCAAGAUCCUGCUCCCUUUGAUCAACCAGUACUUCACCAACCACUGCCUCUAUUUCCUGUCCACACCAGCCAAAGUGCUGGGCAGUGGCGGCCAUGCCUCCAACAAGGAGAAGGAAAUGAUCACCAGCCUCUUCUGCAAGCUUGCCGCUCUUGUCCGUCACCGAGUUUCUCUCUUUGGGACAGAUGCUCCAGCUGUGGUCAACUGUCUUCACAUCCUGGCCCGCUCCCUGGAUGCCAGGACGGUGAUGAAGUCAGGCCCUGAGAUUGUGAAGGCUGGCCUCCGCUCCUUCUUCGAGAGUGCGUCAGAGGACAUCGAGAAGAUGGUGGAGAACCUGCGCCUAGGCAAAGUGUCCCAGGCACGCACGCAGGUGAAGGGCGUGGGCCAGAACCUCACCUACACCACCGUGGCCCUGCUGCCUGUCCUCACCACGCUCUUUCAGCACAUCGCUCAGCACCAGUUCGGAGACGACGUCAUCCUGGAUGAUGUCCAGGUCUCUUGCUACCGAACGCUGUGCAGUAUCUACUCUCUAGGAACCACCAAGAACACUUACGUGGAAAAGCUGCGGCCGGCCCUCGGGGAGUGCCUGGCCCGCCUGGCGGCCGCCAUGCCAGUGGCAUUCCUGGAGCCUCAGCUGAAUGAGUAUAACGCCUGCUCGGUGUACACGACCAAGUCUCCCCGGGAGCGGGCCAUCCUGGGGCUCCCCAACAGCGUGGAGGAGAUGUGUCCUGACAUCCCGGUGCUGGAGCGGCUCAUGGCAGAUAUCGGGGGGCUGGCCGAGUCGGGGGCCCGCUAUACGGAGAUGCCACACGUCAUCGAGAUCACGCUGCCCAUGCUAUGCAGCUACCUGCCCCGCUGGUGGGAGCGCGGGCCCGAGGCACCCCCACCUGCCCUGCCCGCUGGGGGCCCCCCACCCUGCACGGCGGUCACCUCCGACCACCUCAACUCCCUGCUGGGGAAUAUCCUGCGAAUCAUCGUCAACAACCUGGGCAUUGAUGAGGCGUCAUGGAUGAAGCGGCUCGCAGUGUUCGCCCAGCCCAUAAUGAGCCGGGCCCGGCCUGAGCUCCUGCAUUCACACUUCAUCCCCACCAUUGGGCGCCUGCGCAAGCGGGCCGGGAAGGUGGUGGCCGAGGAGGAACAGCUGCGCCUGGAGGCCAAGGCCGAAGCUGAGGAGGGCGAGGUCCUGGUUCGGGACGAGUUCUCUGUGCUCUGCCGGGACCUGUACGCCCUCUACCCGCUGCUCAUCCGCUACGUGGACAACAACAGGGCGCACUGGCUGACGGAGCCCAAUCCCAGCGCCGAGGAGCUGUUCAGGAUGGUGGGCGAGAUCUUCAUCUACUGGUCCAAGUCCCACCACUUUAAGCGUGAGGAGCAGAACUUUGUGGUCCAGAAUGAGAUCAACAACAUGUCAUUUCUGACUGCUGACAACAAGAGCAAAAUGGCCAAGGCGGGAGAUGUACAGUCAGGUGGCUCGGACCAGGAACGCACCAAGAAGAAGCGCCGAGGGGACCGGUACUCUGUGCAGACAUCCCUGAUUGUGGCCACACUCAAGAAGAUGCUGCCCAUCGGCCUGAACAUGUGUGCACCCACAGACCAGGAACUCAUCACGCAUGCCAAGAAUCGCUAUGCCCUGAAAGACACAGACGAGGAGGUCCGGGAAUAUCUGCAAAACAACCUUCACCUUCAGGGAAAGGUCGAAGGCUCCCCUUCUUUGCGCUGGCAGAUGGCCCUGUACCGGGGCCUCCCGGGCCGCGAGGAGGACGCCGACGACCCCGAGAAAAUCGUGCGCAGAGUCCAGGAAGUGUCAGCGGUGCUCUACCACCUGGAGCAGAUCGAGCACCCUUACAAAUCCAAGAAGGCCGUGUGGCACAAGCUCUUGUCCAAGCAGCGCCGGAGGGCGGUCGUUGCCUGUUUCCGCAUGACCCCCCUGUACAACCUGCCCACGCACCGGGCCUGUAACAUGUUCCUGGAGAGCUACAAGGCCGCAUGGAUCCUGACUGAAGACCACAGUUUUGAAGACCGCAUGAUCGACGACCUUUCACCCCACCCCUCCCCCCAGAAAGCUGGGGAGCGGGAGGAGGAGGAGGAGGAGGUGGAGGAGAAGAAGCCAGACCCCCUGCAUCAGCUGGUCCUGCACUUCAGCCGCACCGCCCUGACUGAAAAGAGCAAACUGGACGAGGAUUACCUGUACAUGGCGUAUGCUGAUAUCAUGGCAAAGAGCUGCCACCUGGAGGAGGGAGGGGAGAAUGGUGAAGCUGAAGAGGAGGAAGUGGAGGUUUCCUUUGAGGAGAAAGAGAUGGAAAAGCAGAGGCUGCUGUACCAGCAGGCGCGGCUGCACAACCGGGGAGCAGCGGAGAUGGUGCUCCAGAUGAUCAGUGCCUGCAAAGGAGAGACGGGCGCCAUGGUGUCCUCCACCCUGAAGCUGGGCAUCUCCAUCCUAAAUGGAGGCAAUGCUGAUGUGCAGCAGAAAAUGCUGGAUUAUCUGAAGGACAAGAAGGAAGUGGGCUUCUUCCAGAGUAUCCAGGCGCUGAUGCAAACGUGCAGCGUCCUGGAUCUCAAUGCCUUCGAGAGACAGAACAAGGCAGAGGGGCUGGGCAUGGUGAACGAGGAUGGAACCGUCAUCAACCGCCAGAACGAAGAGAAGGUCAUGGCAGAUGAUGAAUUCACCCAAGACCUGUUCCGAUUCCUACAAUUGCUCUGUGAGGGACACAACAAUGAUUUCCAAAACUACCUACGGACACAAACAGGGAACACAACCACUAUUAACAUCAUCAUCUGCACGGUGGACUACCUCCUGCGGCUGCAGGAGUCCAUCAGCGACUUCUACUGGUACUACUCCGGCAAGGAUGUCAUUGAGGAGCAGGGCAAGAGGAACUUUUCCAAGGCCAUGUCGGUGGCCAAACAGGUGUUCAACAGCCUCACCGAGUACAUCCAGGGUCCUUGCACCGGGAACCAGCAGAGCCUGGCGCACAGCCGCCUCUGGGACGCCGUGGUGGGAUUCCUGCACGUGUUUGCCCACAUGAUGAUGAAGCUCGCUCAGCAGGAAGCGUCUGGAGGAAGGGAAGACUUGAUCUCUAGUAACCCAAAGGACUCCAGCCAGAUCGAGCUGCUGAAGGAGCUGCUGGAUCUACAGAAGGACAUGGUGGUGAUGUUGCUGUCGCUACUAGAAGGGAAUGUGGUGAACGGCAUGAUUGCCCGGCAGAUGGUGGACAUGCUCGUGGAAUCCUCAUCCAACGUGGAGAUGAUCCUCAAGUUCUUCGACAUGUUCCUGAAACUCAAGGACAUUGUGGGCUCAGAGGCCUUCCAGGACUAUGUCACCGAUCCCCGUGGCCUCAUCUCCAAGAAGGACUUCCAGAAGGCUAUGGACAGCCAGAAGCAGUUCACGGGCCCCGAAAUCCAGUUCCUGCUUUCCUGCUCCGAAGCGGACGAGAACGAGAUGAUCAACUGUGAGGAGUUCGCCAACCGCUUCCAGGAGCCAGCCCGCGACAUCGGCUUCAACGUGGCGGUGCUGCUGACCAACCUGUCGGAGCACGUGCCCCACGACCCGCGCCUGCGCAACUUCCUCGAGCUGGCGGAGAGCAUCCUCGAGUACUUCCGGCCCUACCUGGGCCGCAUCGAGAUCAUGGGCGCCUCGCGCCGCAUCGAGCGCAUCUACUUCGAGAUCUCGGAGACCAACCGCACCCAGUGGGAGAUGCCCCAGGUCAAGGAGUCCAAGCGCCAGUUCAUCUUCGACGUGGUGAACGAGGGCGGCGAGUCCGAGAAGAUGGAGCUCUUCGUGAGCUUCUGCGAGGACACCAUCUUCGAGAUGCAGAUCGCCGCGCGGAUCUCCGAGCCCGAGGGCGAGCCGCAGGCGGACGAGGACGACGGCGCGGCCGAGGCGGGCGCCGAGGGCGCGGAGGAGGGCGCGGCGGGGCCCGAGGGCGCGGCGGCGCCGGCGGCGGCGGGCGUGACGGCGCGCGCGCGGGCGGCGGCGGCCCGGGCGCUGCGCGGCCUCAGCUACCGCAGCCUGCGGCGGCGCGCGCGGCGGCUGCGGCGGCUCACGGCGCGCGAGGCGGCCGCGGCGGUGGCGGCGCUGCUCUGGGCCGCGGUGGCGCGCGCGGCGGGCGCGGGCGCGGGCGCGGCGGCGGGCGCGCUGCGCCUGCUCUGGGGCUCGCUCUUCGGCGGCGGCCUCGUGGAGGGCGCCAAGAAGGUGACGGUGACCGAGCUCCUGGCCGGCAUGCCCGACCCCACGGGCGACGAGGUGCACGGCGAGCAGCCGACCGGGCCCGGCGGCGACGCGGACGGCGAGGGCGCGGGCGAGGGCGCGGGCGGCGAGGCGGAGGGCGCGGGCGACGAGGAGGCGGCGGCGCACGACGCGGGCCCGGGAGGCGCCGACGGGGCCGUGGCCGUGGCCGACGGGGGCCCCUUCCGGCCCGAAGGGGCGGGCGGCCUCGGGGACAUGGGUGACACGACGCCCGCGGAGCCGCCCACGCCCGAGGGCUCCCCCAUCAUCAAGAGGAAGCUCGGGGUGGAUGGAGAGGAAGAGGAGCUGCCUCCAGAACCAGAACCCGAGCCAGAGCCUGAGCCUGAGCCCGAGAAAGCCGAUGCUGAGAAUGGGGAGAAGGAAGAAGUCCCCGAACCCCCACCAGAGCCCCCCAAGAAGAUGGCACCUCCUCCACCCCCUCCAAAGAAGGAGGAGGCUGGAGGCGGGGGCUUGGAAUUCUGGGGAGAACUGGAAGUGCAGAGGGUGAAGUUCUUGAACUACCUCUCCCGGAACUUCUAUACCCUGCGAUUCCUUGCCCUCUUCUUGGCCUUUGCCAUCAACUUCAUCUUGCUGUUUUAUAAGGUCUCAGACUCUCCACCAGGGGAGGACGACAUGGAGGGCUCGGCGGCUGGGGACCUGUCAGGUGCAGGGUCUGGUGGCGGCUCUGGCUGGGGCUCGGGGGCCGGCGAGGAAGCGGAGGGCGAUGAGGAUGAGAACAUGGUGUACUACUUCCUGGAGGAGAGUACGGGCUACAUGGAGCCGGCCUUGCGUUGCUUGAGCCUGCUCCAUACGCUGGUGGCCUUCCUCUGCAUCAUUGGCUACAACUGCCUCAAGGUGCCCCUGGUGAUCUUUAAACGGGAGAAGGAGCUGGCCCGAAAGCUGGAGUUUGACGGUCUCUACAUCACGGAGCAGCCUGAGGAUGAUGAUGUGAAGGGCCAGUGGGACCGGCUGGUGCUCAACACGCCGUCUUUCCCCAGCAACUACUGGGACAAGUUUGUCAAGCGGAAGGUCCUGGACAAGCACGGGGACAUCUAUGGGCGGGAGCGGAUCGCCGAGCUGCUGGGCAUGGAUCUGGCCACGCUGGAGAUCACAGCCCACAACGAGCGAAAGCCCGAACCACCACCGGGGCUACUCACCUGGCUCAUGUCCAUUGACGUCAAGUACCAGAUCUGGAAGUUCGGGGUCAUCUUCACAGACAAUUCUUUCCUAUACCUGGGCUGGUACAUGGUGAUGUCCCUCCUGGGACACUACAACAACUUCUUCUUCGCUGCCCACCUCCUGGACAUCGCCAUGGGGGUCAAGACGCUGCGCACUAUCCUCUCCUCUGUCACCCAUAAUGGGAAGCAGCUGGUGAUGACCGUGGGCCUCCUGGCGGUGGUGGUCUACCUGUACACCGUGGUGGCCUUCAACUUCUUCCGCAAGUUCUACAACAAGAGUGAGGAUGAGGACGAGCCUGACAUGAAGUGCGAUGACAUGAUGACGUGUUACCUGUUUCACAUGUACGUGGGUGUCCGAGCUGGUGGGGGCAUCGGGGAUGAGAUUGAGGACCCAGCAGGCGAUGAAUAUGAGCUGUACCGAGUGGUCUUCGACAUCACCUUCUUCUUCUUUGUCAUCGUCAUCCUGCUGGCCAUCAUCCAGGGUCUGAUCAUCGACGCUUUUGGCGAGCUCCGAGACCAACAAGAGCAAGUGAAGGAAGAUAUGGAGACCAAGUGCUUCAUCUGCGGCAUCGGCAGCGAUUACUUUGAUACGACGCCGCACGGGUUCGAGACCCAUACGCUAGAGGAGCACAACCUGGCCAAUUACAUGUUUUUCCUGAUGUAUCUGAUAAAUAAAGACGAGACAGAACACACGGGCCAGGAGUCUUAUGUCUGGAAGAUGUACCAGGAGAGAUGUUGGGAUUUCUUCCCAGCUGGUGAUUGUUUCCGCAAGCAGUACGAGGACCAGCUUAGCUGAGACACGCCCCAGCUGGCCCUUCACCCCCACCUCAAGUGCCUUAUUCUCACAAGUCCCUUAGCCCCAAAGCCCUUCCCCAAAGGCAGCUGGGGGACAGGUGACCAUGUACCGGAGAAAUAAAGUCUGUGCUAUUCCCCUGA